GUGAAAGCAAACCAUUUCUACACAGGCACUGUCCGGGGAAUGAGAGCCCAACAUGACCGGUGGCCUCUAUGUUGUUGUUCUUUUUUCUCUACUCCAUGUCUCGCUGAGUGUGGAAAUGACAGGGUUAUACGGCACCUUCACCUCUCCCAACUUCCCCCAGCCUUACCCUGACAACCAGCACGUAGUGUGGAACAUCACUGUCCCAGAUGGCCACAGGGUCAAACUCUACUUUACCCACUUCAGCAUGGAACUCUCAGACCAGUGUGAAUAUGACUACAUCCAGGUUUUGGCAGAGGGGAAUGAAACCUUGCGGUUCUGCGGAGAGGAAGGGAAGAACCAUGAAAGCACCCCGAGGAAUACAAUCAUCCUGUCAGCCCGAAACCUCAUGUCAGUGGUCUUUAGGAGUGACUACUCUAACGAGGGACGAUUCACCGGCUUCCAAGCAUUUUACACCUCAGAAGGUGAUGCAAAAUACACUAAUAAUGUACUGACACAAGUCUUCUUCGCAGUGCCGUGCCAGAGCCAGGUGCUGACGUCUCCUUCGGGGGUUCUGAGUAGUCCGGGUUAUCCGAACCCCUACCCACCUAUGAGCCGGUGCAACCACACCAUCCGUCUGCCAGAGGGCUCCAGAAUAAUCCUGAACUUCCUGGAACCCUUUGACAUAGAAGGACAUCCAGAAGCCCCCUGUCCGUAUGAUAUGUUGAAGAUUUCAACAGCUGGAAAAGAGUAUGGGCCCUUCUGUGGCCCAACGCCGCCAGAUCGGAUUCACACGGGAAGUUAUGACGUGCGCGUUGAGUUCAGGUCCGACUCUAGUGGAAAAAACAAGGGAUGGAAGAUCAAGUACACCAGUACCGAGGCAGAGACCCUUUCUUUGACUUCAGACUGAUGGCACUACAGUUCAUGGACUCUGUUUCUAAUUGUCCUUAUUUUGUGUAAGAUCUUGCUAUUCUCUGUUACAUAGACAAAUAAAAAGAGAUUAAAAUAAAA
This is a messenger RNA of Neolamprologus brichardi, 987 nucleotides long. Lineage: Eukaryota; Metazoa; Chordata; Actinopteri; Cichliformes; Cichlidae. The record is from RefSeq and is a predicted model, not a curated record.